UUAAUUACAAAUGCUAUACCUUAGCCACAUUGUAGGAAAAGCGUACGCAUGUUUUGGAUCUGCAUAGGUUUUGACUUCUUAGGCAUCUCACCACGCGAACGCAAGACGACGGUGCGAGCUGGGCUUCAGUGACGAGACCAUUCUGGCCCCGGCCCUGCCUGAACAUUUUAUGAAAUUCUAGAUGCACCUGCGAUGCGAGGCUGGGGGGGUUGGUGUUUCAAAACAAAAAAUGAUCACAAACACUCUUAUAAGUACUAGUUUUGAGGAGAAAAACCUGCUGAAACUAAUUUGUACUAACUCACGUUCCUCCCCCUAGCAAUAGACACUCGCAUUUUGGUAGUAGUUGUGCCUGCUCCCUGCUCCCACUCCCUGGGAGAGUUUCCCGCCUGGGUUUUUGAUCUUAUAUUAUGACUCAAUGUAUUUCAACCAUCGAAAGUCAACAAGGAACCACUAAGACAUCUCAGAAUCUCUUCUUCAGACAGGCAUACGUACAAUUAAAAUUGUUAAAAGAUUGUUUGAAAAUAUUACUUUGAGACUUGCAUAUUGCUUAGAAUUAGUAAAAGAAGAAUAUCAAGGUGAAUUACUGUAUUCAUGGUAUUGUAUUAAAAGAUCAUCUGUAUGUUAAAAAAUGGUGAUCAUAUUCUUCAGUACUUGUAUUUCAAAACGUAAAUUGAUAUCAAUUAUAAUUCAGUGAUAUGAUUUUUAUUAUAUUUUACAUCUACUAAAAUUGUUGUGAUCAUUUUCCAAGAGCCCUAAGGUAGAAAAAACCAGUAAUGAGAUUAGCUAUUAUUUUUUACAAAACAUUAGUCUGGUGUAGGAUUCAGCAUGUUAAAAAAAAAGACAUAACUAUGUUAAAACAUGAAAUAAUCUCCAAUCUGUCAUAACUGCUUAUUUGAAAGCAAAGAAUACAACAUAUGGGUCAUUUCUUUUUCUGGUCACCUCUAACAAGAUAAGAAUCUACAAAGCUGAUAGGAAGAUCAGUCCAUGACCAAAAUGCUUACUCAGUUACUACCGGAGAUCAAAGAAUGUUAUACUAAAUCUGGAAUCUACUAAGACAAAGCAAUUCUUUUCUUUGAAAAAAUAUAUAGAGUUGAGAAAAUUUCUGGGAUUUGUCUGUAAAAGUACCCUCUGGGCCUUACUAGUGACGUUUUAGGGAAAUGCGUCUCACGUUGGGAAGGUUGGGAGGCGGUGUUUUGUGGGCUCUGAGAGUGGUUAUGUAGUUCUCAGAAAACAGUACUGGAAAUUAGAUAAUUGCUGAUGUCAUAUUUUUCACAAUAAAAAAAUUUGGUGUCCUGGGGGGCUAUAAAAGCAGUCUCUUCUACCUUGCCCAUCACAAGCAGAAUCACCGAGACAGGUGAGUGUCUGAGCAAACUUGGUGCGACUGCUUUCUGUGGUGUGGGAUCUCUCUGCUAAGUUCGUUCCGUCACGCUGUCUCUGCCUCUUGUUCUCUGGGUACCAGGUUCUCCUUGCCCGCUCGCCCACUGUUCGAGUUGGAGUUGUCUGCAAUGGCUGCCCUGCAGAAGUCUGUGAUCUCGUUCCUGAUGGGGACUCUGGGAGCCAGCGGCCUCCUGCUCAUGGCCCUGAUGGCACACGGAGGAGCUGCGCUGCCCAUCAGCUCCCACUGCAGGCUGGACGAGUCCAACUUCACUUCCUAUAUCACCAACCUCACCUUCAUGCUGGCUAAGGAGGCCAAUUCGGCAGAUAACAACACAGAUGUUCGUCUUAUUGGGAAUGAGCUGUUCCAUGGAGUCAAUGAGAAAGACCACUGCUAUCUGCUGAAGCACGUGCUCAACUUUACCCUUGAAGAAGUGCUGUUCCCCGAGUCUGAUAGAUUCCAGCCCUACAUGCAGCAGGUGCUGUCCUUCCUGGCCAAGCUUAGCAACAAUCUCAGCCAAUGUCAUAUUGAAGGCGAUGACCAGCAUAUCCAGCGGAAUGUGCAGCAGCUGAAGGACACAGUGAAGCAGCUUGGAGAGAGUGGAGAGAUCAAAGCAAUUGGAGAACUGGAUCUGCUGUUUAUGGCCCUGAGAACUGCCUGCGUUUCACCGGAGCAAAGCUGGAAAAUGAGUUAACUCACCUUCGUGCCUGUUAAGAAUCUCAAUAAGGUUUCUGGAGAGAUUUUUUUUUUUUUUACUAAAAGGAAAACUGGAAACUCUUCGUAGGUAGAUUCCAAACAAACCUCUCCUUACUUCAUAAGGAAAUCGAUGCCACUUUUGUCCAUAAGACCAGAAGGUAGCUUUCCCAAGCAAAAAGUGAUUUAUCAAUGACAUUUUCUUGAAACAAGUGUUUCAUACACAUAAAAUAACUUAUUUUUAAGCAAUUAUCUAUUGCCACCAAAAAGAUUACUUCCCAUUCCUUUAGGAAAAAAAUCUCAAAUAACUUCAUGUGUCUAUAAUCAAUACUUUAUAUUUAUAAAUGUAUUUAUUAUUAUACAUAUGCAUUUUAUUUAUGUGAGUUUAUUUAUAGAAAUGAUGUUUCAUAUUACCACUUGAUUAAAAUUCUAAUAUUAAUAUUUUGACAAUAAUUAUGAAGCUAUUAUUUGAUCUUAAUAAACACGUGGACAUCCUAAGUAUUGUAUCUGGUGGUUUUUCUCCUUGAAUAUCAUCACCGUCAUGUGAUCACUCUCAUAAUUUUAUUCUUGACUCUAAGUAAAAUAAGGUAACUCUUGGUAUUAUCCCCAUUUUACAAAUAAAAGAAAAUGGAAGCAGGAAUAUAUUAUAACUCCAAGUAGCUGAGCUCAUUGAGCUCCGUCUAUGUGAUUCAAGACUUCCUGUUGUAUUGCCUGUAUUUGUGUUGAUUCUGCACAUAAGGAAAGAUAGGGCAUCAAAAGGAAUCCCUCAGUGUUAUUAGCAAUUUGUGGAUAAGAGAAAGAAGUGGGAUUGCUGGGGAGAAAUACAUGCAUCCUGUCUUGUUGGAGAGGACCUGUUGUAGUUCUGAUUCAAGGCUAUUAGGGAGGAUGUUCUCUGGUCUUCCUGUAAAUAAGGCAAUACAAUAACAAGGAAGCUGUCUGUGUCUACUACCAGUGAAGUUUCACACUGAUAGAGAAGUCCUGGAGGUGGAAGAUGAGCAGAGAGGGAGAGAGAGAAAGAGAGAGGAAGCGAGAGUGAAUCAUGUGUCUUUAACAUUUGUACAGUGGUACUGAGAAGAGAGAGCAGAGGUAGAGAAAAAGGUUGGACUAGCCCUACCCAGAAGGAUAGACAAAGGGUGCCAGUGUGGAGCCAUUUCUUGGGGGAAGGGCUUUUAGAGAUUCUACAGGUCAUUUGUAGAGUCAGUAAGAGUUAGAAGUCAAGGGUUAGUAGCCUGAAGAGUUUCCUUGGGUUUAUUCCACAGGUCACCCACCAGUUGCCUGCCUAGUUCCUGCAGGAUUUGGUCACGUCUGGUGUUGAGGGGUGAGCACUUAUGUAAACUGCACACUCACACGAGGAGUUUAUACUUUCAGGUUUGAGCUCCAAAUGCUGAGAAAUAUCAAUAUUAGACCUCAGGGAUGAUGAAAUUGUAGUUAUUUAUAGAGAAAAUAAGGUUUUGAGCUUUUUCCUCUCUUCUUCCAAGUGAGUCCCACUGGGACCAGAGCAAACCCAAGUGUCCUGGUCACUGAUGGAAAAAAAAGUGGAUAAGACUGAGAUGACUGAUCUUGACCACCAAGAGGAAAUCGCAUUGCUGCUACACUACGAGGGCUAAGUGGACAGUAACUGGACAAUGGGGAGUCUCUAGGAUGUCUUGUAAUAUCCCCUCGCUCAAGAGUCUCACCAAGGGAAAACUGCAUCAACCCCGAAGAGACAGGAUCAUUAGGUUCUUCUAAUUCACUUCUACAGGAAUGAAGGGUUAAGUCACUUUAUCAGAUGAAGGUCUUCGUCCCACUGAGAUGCAGACAGAGGGUAAAGGGAAAUGGAAUGAGUGAAGUCCAAAGUUAUUAAAUGUUGGUCUGUGCAGAAAGAACAGGUCUUCAAAGAAGGAGGUACCUUUCUCUGAAGGGAGGAGAGAACCUCCACUUUGACUAUGACCUUGUCUAAACAAGAUAAGAGUCAGAGAACUCAAAAGGCUUCCAUAGCCUUGGAAACUCAUGACUGGAGCAUA
Messenger RNA from Oryctolagus cuniculus (rabbit), 4071 nucleotides. It is a transcript of the gene IL22, whose product is annotated as interleukin 22. NCBI's taxonomy places the organism in Eukaryota, Metazoa, Chordata, Mammalia, Lagomorpha, Leporidae. The record is from RefSeq and is a predicted model, not a curated record. Gene Ontology annotation, cellular component: extracellular region.